Pieris rapae (cabbage white) is the source of this 2104-nucleotide messenger RNA. It is a transcript of the gene aos, whose product is annotated as protein giant-lens. Lineage: Eukaryota; Metazoa; Arthropoda; Insecta; Lepidoptera; Pieridae. Bases 51 to 890 code for a protein of 279 amino acids. The record is from RefSeq and is a predicted model, not a curated record. The transcript has 4 exons.
CCGACCCGCGAACUACUCGCGCGCGACUAAACACUUUUUGUGACGUGAUCAUGCAAGUGCUAGCUUUAUUCGUCUUCGUGUGGCUCCUUAACGAAGUCCGGGGCGUUAUCAGAACACCCCUUGAAGCCUUUAGGCCCUCAGCCGAAAUCCACAUACGUCGACCGGACAAAUUGCCUCUUUUGCCUCAUAGAAGGACGAUGCAACAGAAAAGCGGACUCAAGAUUCUGUACCAAACAGGCGUAAGUAUUGUGUCAGAAGAAGAUUUGCCAGAUUGCCGAGCACGACAAGUCUGCAGUAAAGUCGACCUUUAUGAUUCAGCCCAGCCUUGGAUUGAACGAAAAUGUCGUUGCUUGGGACACAGGCCUUGUUCUAGUGAUCUGUCAUCGGAUGACAAUCAUACUCUCGCCGAUAAGACAACAUUAUACAAGACCUGUGAACCAGUGAGGCGAUUGCCAAAAUGCCGGUACUUCAAGGACGCGGCAUGGACCAUAUUCUCAUUGCCAGAUAGCAAUGCUACCCAACAGAUAGUUAAUUGCCACUGUCCAAAGUCUUCAGUCACAUAUCUACUAAAGAAACUGCCUUACACGACACCUAGCGGCGAACAAGGCAACCAGUAUCAAUUCGCGUGCUCGCCACAAAGCCGAUUGAGGUGUUCGCGAAAAGAACCAUGCCGGCUGUUCAGCGCCAGGCGUCGCCACAAACAGAUAGACGAAGUGAACGCGAGUACAAUCUGUCAAUGCCCACGAGACCACACAUGUCCCAAACACCAUACAGAACCAGGUGUGCUGCCAGGGGUCACCUACGUUGCUGAAGAUAUCCGCACUUACCACGGCUACUGCAUGCCAGAACCGCCUCCUGAUAGCUACAGGUUCGUAGGAGACAAAGACUGAGAACCUAGUCUAACGUUCAAAGCUUCUUACUUCGUUAAUACCUGUUCAGUACAAAAUUAUCGUAAGAAUACGAAAUCAAAUCGGUAAAGGUAGUUUUAAAAUAAGAACAUACACGGACCUGAAUCCAUAUAAAAUCACAGAUAUUAAUGCGAUAUAUAUCUGGCCAGUUAAGCAUUGAUUUGUCUACAUAGACAGCUAUGAUGACCUCAGUGUAAAUAUAUGUAAGUUAAAAUCGGUAUUACAUAGGAAUUGUUUCUGUUAUGUUUUGUAAAUAAUAUUUUUAAGUAUCAUUCCAAACGGUUAGAUUAAAUUAUUUUUAUAUUACUUGCCAUACUGUGGUCUAAGGCGUGCAUUUCAUGUUAACGACGAAAGCGCAAAGUAUUUCUUUUAUAUGUUUAUAGUAAAAAGUCGACAUAAAUACUCCUUAUUCUGUAAUAUCCAAUAGCGAAAUCAAUCCCAAUUAAAAAAAUGUUGUAAAGUCGUUAAUAAAAAAACGUGUGUGUACUGUACUGUGUACUUAUGUGCACAGGUUAGAAGUUAUACUUCUUUGGCGUAAAAAGAUAAAAAUCUUUUCAAAAAUUUUAUCUGUCACCUUUUAUUCUACGAUUGUAGAAAAACGACACUAACAAUAGAAAAAUCUAAAAUGUUGUCUGUAGCUAUCUUUAGAGUGUCGCAUUUUGACGGUUGCGCACGCAUCGUAAAAAUUGCCUCUCAUCUUUUUUUCCCUAACGCGCCUAAAGAAGUAUAACUUCAUACAAUUGUAUGUAUGUCCCCCAUAUUUAUUCACACAAUAUUGUGGAUAUUUUUAGAUAUACAACACCUACAGCUGUAUAUAAGAAAAUUACUAUAAAUAGCAGCAAUCGUCUUGCUUGUGGUACAAUUCUUUUUCGUAUAUAACUGGAAUACUGAGGAUUUUAUGAUUUAAUCGUUAUUAAAUGCAAAAUGUUCUAAAGAUAUAUUGUGUACUUUAAGACUGUUGCCUUGUUUCAAUGUCUUCCAUGGACAAAGUUUAUGUUUGCGAUAUUAUUGUUUUAGAUGAGCCUUAUUGUUAAAUGCUAACUAUUUUUACGAUUGUGUUGCCUUUUGUAUUGAAUAUAGCAAUCGUGUAUUUAUGUAAAUAUGAGAAAAUGUUAAUAUUUUGUAUUAUACCGAUAAGGUAUGUCUUCCUUGUUUUACGUAGGUUUAGUUAAAUUAUUGACACAAAGCGAUUAAAU